AUGGACAUUAAAAAGUUCUUCACUGCCAUACCAUGCCAUGCCCAGACUCUUUUGCGAGUAGGGACGACACCGGAUUCAAAUGUCGGAGUUGUUGGUGAAGAUGUUAAAGAAAAAACAGAGAAAAGAGUCACUUCUCAGACACGGUUGCCCAUCUUACCGCCAGUGCCGUACCAGCCACGGGACGUCAACUGCAUGACGGUGCAACGGCUCGCUAAACGAACGCUAUGUUUUCAGCGCGCGUGCAACCUGAAAUUCCGGUCUUCCAACAACGACGUUGACGCACAGUUAAGUACGCACCAUCUUGAAGAACAAACGAAGGCGCGCAACGCUCUGCUGAAGAUUGUGACGACCGUCCAGUAUCUAGCGCAGCAGGGACUGGCAAUACGCGGCAAAGAGUCAAGCGACGUCAUUGUCGACGGAACCCAAGACAUCCAAGGCGUUGAACAGGAGGCAAUAUGCGUGCGAUAUAUAGACGACGCUUACGACGUUCACGAGGACUUUAUCGGUCUGUACAGCGUAUCUGAGACGACUGGUGCCAGCCUCAGCAAUAUGCUGCAAGACGCGUUGCUCAGACUCAACCUCCCAAUCACGCAUCUGAGAGCGCAAACGUAUGACGGAGCCAGCAAUAUGUCGGGCAAAUACCAAGGCUGCCAAGCACUGAUCAAGAAAGUACAACCACUGGCAAACUACACGCAUUGCGGUGCACACAUCACGCACCUCAUCUGUGCGAAGGCCAUCGAGAGUGCACCGAUUCCACACCCAAGAGAAUAG
Messenger RNA from Gigantopelta aegis, 771 nucleotides. RefSeq names its product zinc finger MYM-type protein 1-like. The transcript has 4 exons. Lineage: Eukaryota; Metazoa; Mollusca; Gastropoda; Neomphalida; Peltospiridae. Bases 1 to 771 code for a protein of 256 amino acids. The record is from RefSeq and is a predicted model, not a curated record.